GUCCUUUGGGGAGCUGCCGUAGCUUCCCCUCGUGUAAAAUGAUGCUGGGUAGGCGGGAAGGAGCAUCGGACUGCAAUGAGCUGAUUGGAUACAAGGUGAUGCCAUCACACAUCGUCCCUCGCGUGACUCUCGGGAUAUAAAGGCAAGACCCCCUUCCAAACAAGCAGGUUCCUAGAUCACAGAUAAAUUCUCUUGCUUCGUCUUGAAUCAACAGUUUUACACACUGGAAAUCCUGCUAUCACAAUCCCCUUUUCUCUUACGCAAUAUUUCACUCAUACACAACCAUCCCCUCAUCUCAACUCAUCUGAGUCCUUGACAACCUACCUACCUACUCGGAGAUUCGACACCACCUCUUUCAAUUCCACGCCAGCUCACGCAUCCUAACUCGACCGCGUGUUAUCGAAUCGCCUGGUGCCGGUUCUGAAAUAUCUCCAUUGUUCAAAAGUGAGUUUCUCAAAUCCUUCGCAGCCUUCUCGUUUCUCGCCUACUCUGCCUGCUUCCCCCUUUCUCCGUAUAGCGACGUAUAUACACGGAGUACUUGGGCACCCCGCACCUGGCGUAGCUUAGGUAGACUCCAGAGGCAUGCUCAUGUUCACUGGCGAGUGCCGUUGGUGACGUUUGGCCCGUCCAAUCCGUUUAAAAGCAGAUGAGCUCCCCUUCCAAUGCUCGCGUACCUCAACCCCUCCUUCCAUCAUUCAUCAUCCCGAUCAUCAUUUUACAUCUUUCAUCUCGCCAUACCAUCACAAUUUCAUCUCUUCUUCAUAUCGCCUUCACAUAAAAUCCAAAAUGACCCGAUCUCACAAGGCCAACGACCGUGACCACAAGGGUAUUGCCGAGGGAACCGCGCUCCCCACGGAAACUGUCCCUCGUUUCUUUGGUAAGAACGGUUUUGCCGAUGUCGACCCAAAGAAGGUGAAGAAAGACGGCUCUGGUCGAGGCAACUGGGGAACCGUCAACGACGACAUCGCUGACGAACAAUUCACCUUCACAAACACCAGACGCCGCUCCAACAGCAGCAGCUUCUCUCACCACGUGAGCGACCUCAAGACCAAGUUUGAGGUCAACGAGCCCGAGCCGGUCUUCGAGGAGUCACUUCAUGGCCCUGAGGAAGAAGACCAGGAGGAUCUCUCGAAGACCGACUCUUCCGAGAGCGGUCGGUCCUCAUCCUAAUCAGAUUAUCGAGUCCUUACCAAGAGAUUGGUAGUCACUGCUUGCUGUCAUAUAUACGAUGGCAGGGGCAUCUUUGAGGGUUCACAUGUAUUGGAAUUGCGACGCGAGCUUGAUCUUUGCUUUACAACUACGAAACGACACGAGACUAAACGAAUGAAAUAACAGAAACCAAACUGCCUUGUGGUGGGGUCACCGGAUGAAAUGUCUUGGGGAAUAUGGGAAGGGAUAUCGGCGGAAUUGUUGAAACCCUCGUGACUUACUCAGAUCUCUACGUGGAUCAUGCAUGGCUUGAUGACCGCCUGCGAAGGUAGUCUUUCCAGCGGAACGAUGUAUUACUGUAUAACUAUCCUAACUUUCGCACCGAAGCGAACAACAAGGCUGCUUGUGGCCGAAAUUAGGCACAGCUAAUAUUACCAGAUGCCUUUUCAAUUUGAACAGCUUAAGUGACGGGAAGGAGCCUUACCACGCGUUCAACUCCUACAUAAAAUAAUAUUAAAUUACCAAGCUCUUAUUCGAUUAACGAGCACUCAAAUCCUCAACUUGAUUGUGCAGUGUCGGUCACCACUCUGUUCAUCGAUUAUCAGGUUUGUAGUAAUGCCAUGAAAGCAAAAC
Messenger RNA from Fusarium odoratissimum NRRL 54006, 1782 nucleotides. RefSeq lists its product as uncharacterized. NCBI's taxonomy places the organism in Eukaryota, Fungi, Ascomycota, Sordariomycetes, Hypocreales, Nectriaceae. The record is from RefSeq and is a predicted model, not a curated record. The coding region runs from base 787 to 1170 and encodes 127 amino acids. The transcript is spliced from 3 exons.